AUGGACCCGAUCCUCGUAUCCUCGUACAUACCCGACCAGCCCGAUUUCUCGUCUGAGUUCCAGUCUCCUCAGUCAAACCAGUUCGACGGCUCGCCCAACCAGGGUUCACCCUACGAGUCCUUUGACUAUCCCCAGGACAGUGCCCAUUUCCCUCACACGCCCUCUUAUAACGGCUCCUACCAGAAUUCCCCCUACUCGAACUACUCUGACCUUCCUCCCUUUGACGGUCCGGACGACAACAAUCUCGGUCUAUUUCCCGAAAGCCAUCCUUCCGCUGUCAACAUCCCAGAGUACGAUCCCGUGGAUUUUGACGUGCCCACCUCUACUGGCCUCUUGCUCGACGACGGCUUUAUGUCCGGUCUGCCAGGUCAUCCACACAUAUCUGUAACGUCCUUUGACCCAAAACCUUCUUCACCGGGCCUAUUUGAUCACAGCUCCCCUGCCUCCAGUAACGGCGCCGAGGACGACUCACGUAGCCGCGCAUCGUCCUCCUCAUCCUACGUGCACCCUAACUCCCCCCACAUGGAUUUCGCCCAGAACUUUGAGAGCAUGCGGUUUGACUCCCCAAAUUGGGCUUCCGGUCCUCUCCCUCCAAUCGACAGGUCGUCCCCUCCGGCCCUCAAACCGCCGUCACCCCCGCAAUUGGUCAUCCCCGACUCGUCCACCAGUCCUUCUGUUACAGGCAUGGAUUCGCCUCCGAUAAUCAAUGCACCAGACGGCGAUGGUGGUAUGCCAACGGGGCCUCAGCUGCACAUUGUUCCAGCUACUCCCGUCUCGGGGGGCGCAGGGGCAGCGCAAUCAGUUCCGUUCCAAGCCACGCUGGCGAAUUUGCAUACAGGAGGAUCGCAGGGCGUGCAGCCACCCGAUGUCGCGAGCUGGAACCGUCAGUCGCAGAUGCAGCUGGUGUCGUCCGCGCAGAACGCGAGAUUGGACUCGUCCCAGUUCGCCGAUCAAUCUUUCACCUACCCCGGAUCAGACAACAAUCACGAAGUGUCCACCUCGGGGAUGGCCUAUGGCUCUGAAACGCCUCUGUCCCAUCCCGCUGGCCAGGGGCAGUCGCACCAGUUCCUCUUCCCGCAAGGAAUGCAGCGGUCACGCAGCCUAUCGGACACAUCCCUUCGUCCGCCCGCGUGGGACACGCCCAUGAUGAACCCGCUCGGUCACCAAGGGUCCAGCGCCGGUGCAGAUGGAAAUAGACUCGGUUCCCACGACGCGCGCCGUCCCGGUACCACCGUCAACAUGAACGACGUCCUUCCGGGACCGUCGUCGUCCCCUCUCCUCUCAGGCACCCUCUCGCCGUCCCAGACGCAGCUCCGCCACCCUUCCUCUGCGGGCCCGCACACCGUGACGUUCGGCAUGCAGCCUUCGCCGCUCUUGCAGCCCUUCGCGUUCCAGGACUUCCUGACGCCCGAGUCGGCCACCUGCUUGCGGCGCGCCAAGUCGGACAGCAUCCGCACUCAUCGGCAAGUGCGCUCCGAGGAUCUGCGCUACAUCCACUCGAACCCGGGGGCGCCGGGCCUCUCGGGCAUGGCGAGCGCGAACGGGAUGCGCUACCCGCCGCCGUCGUCUUCGCAGCAGGACUUCAUCCUUGCCACCCGCCAGUUCUUGCACCCCGCGGCGGCGGCGGCGGAGCCCGUCGCGUCGAUCACGCGCGGGUCCCACCAACGCCGCGCGUCGUCUGGCUCGCGCGAGCGAUCCCCGGGCAUGGGCGGCUGGAGCAGCGGCGCCAGCAGUGCGCGCGCGAGCCCGUACCCCAGCCCGUCCGUGAGUCCGCGUCCGGGGUACGGUGCGCUGCCGCCCGCGGAUAUGUCGAUGCCGUCGAUGCAACGCAUGGACGGGGGCAUGCUCGGCAUGGCACCGGGGCUGGGUAACGGCGCGCCGGCAGAGGUCCCGAUGACGGUGUCCAAGGUGAAUGUGACGACGCCGAGUACGGCGGACGCGAGCCAGAAGCGCCGGAAGCAGCCUGCGAACUUUGCGUGUCCGGUGCCCGGGUGCGGCAGCACGUUUACGCGGCACUUUAAUUUGAAGGGGCACUUGCGCUCCCACGCGGAGGAAAAGCCGUUCAUGUGCAAGUGGCCUGGGUGCGGAAAGGGCUUUGCGCGCCAGCAUGAUUGCAAGCGGCAUGAGCAGCUGCAUCUGAAUAUACGGCCGUAUCCCUGUGAGGGCUGCAAGAAGAAUUUCGCGCGGAUGGACGCACUCAAUCGUCACUUGAGAUCUGAGGGCGGCGCUGAAUGUAGAAAGAUUCAAGAUGAGAUCACGCCGGCGAGCCUCGCGGCGGAAAACAUGCAGGACAUGUCCAUACAAGCUCAAUCGAAUCUGAAGCCCGAGCCUGAUAGCGGGUGGCCCAUGGGCGGGGUCAUGAUGUAG
Sparassis crispa is the source of this 2367-nucleotide messenger RNA. RefSeq lists its product with no specific name. NCBI's taxonomy places the organism in Eukaryota, Fungi, Basidiomycota, Agaricomycetes, Polyporales, Sparassidaceae. The record is from RefSeq and is a predicted model, not a curated record. The transcript is spliced from 4 exons. Gene Ontology annotation, molecular function: DNA-binding transcription factor activity, RNA polymerase II-specific; RNA polymerase II cis-regulatory region sequence-specific DNA binding. Bases 1 to 2367 code for a protein of 788 amino acids. Gene Ontology annotation, biological process: regulation of DNA-templated transcription.